Molecule: messenger RNA, 1595 nt
Organism: Megalobrama amblycephala (Wuchang bream)
Lineage: Eukaryota; Metazoa; Chordata; Actinopteri; Cypriniformes; Xenocyprididae
Product: macrophage mannose receptor 1-like
Exons: 6
Coding region: 209-1417 (402 amino acids)
Source: RefSeq, a predicted model, not a curated record
UAUCAUCAAUAGCCCAUGUGUUAUCAGACUCAAUUUGCCUGUCUGUCCCUUGGCGUCCUAAAAUUAUGACAUGAUUUGAAUAAGUCUGCCAUUUCCUUCAGCACAGCAUACAAACAACCUGCUCAACAGACCAAACGACAAGCAUUUUUCAUCACACCGCAUGAAUGAGAUUGAGACCAUUCGAUAAAAUAUAGGAUUCUGGUUUAUAAUGACCAUGAUAUUUCUAUCUCUCCUGCUUCUUCUCUGGGGUGUUCCCCUUUCAAAUGCUUCAGGCCGACUAAGAAGUUUCCAUUUGAUCAAUGAGCAACAAAUGAGUAUAAAUGAAGCACGAAAAACUUGCAAAAGUAACUACACUGACCUUGUCACAAUCUACAAUGAUGAAGAAAAUUCGGAGUUAGUUAAUUUUCUCAAGAAGAGUAGUUUGAGUACUGGUUGGAUUGGUGCCAGCAGCUGUAAAUGGUCAAAUCAUAAUCUGGUCACAUUCACCAACAUCAGCAGCAAUUUUACUGAAGAAAACUGCUGUGGUGCCAUAAACACUGAUGGAGAAUGGGAGUGUUUCAAUUGUAGUUCAACAAAAAUCUACUUCAUGUGUUAUGAUCAAGAACACCAGACCACUAAUGGAUCCUGCAGUAACAGAUCCUGCAUUAAUGGAUCCAACAAUAACAAAUCCUUCAGUAAUGAAUCCUGCAUUAAUGGUUCCAGCAUCAAUGAGUCCUUCAGUAAUGGAUCCCUCAAUUACAGGCAGCAAUCCUACAACUACAGUUUAAUCCGUGAAAACAAAACCUGGUUUGAGGCUCAGCUGUACUGCAGAAAGAAUCACACUGAUUUAGUCACUAUCAGAAAUUAUGAGGAAAAUGAACGAGUGAAGGAAGCAAGAAAUGGGAGUAACUCUUUCUGGAUCGGCCUCCAAUAUAAUACCAAUGUUGAUUGGCUUGAUGGUGGACAUUCUAAUCACACACAGAAUACUAAAUCUAAAGGGUGUUUUACAUUUCUCUCAAUGCAUGGAUUUUGGGUGAAAAGUAACAGGAAUGGCUGUUCUGCUCUUUGCUACAAAAGCCUCAUUUAUGUGAGUCCUGUUAAAAAGUCCUGGGAGGAUGCUCUGAUUUACUGCCACAGACACUAUUCUGGACUCCUGCGCAUCGAGUCUGAGAGUGAUCAGAAAGAAAUACAGCGAGAGCUAAGAAGAAAGGAUAUCUCCGGGCCGGUGUGGGUGGGGCUUAGGCAGAGUCGACUUUUCGGAUUCUGGAUGUGGUCCGAUGGGCUUCAUGUGGGACACUGGACCAAUUGGAAAGUAGGAAGUCAAACCGAACAUCUGAUUUCCCAACACUGCGGUGCCACAGAAGAGGUGGACGGUGAAUACAAAUGGUCUGAUAAAGACUGUAGAUCAGAAUUUACUUUCUUAUGUGAGGUGAAGUAAUAUAUGCCACAGUAAACUGCUGUAUCUUCAUGUCUUGUAUAAUAAAGCUCUCAGUUAGUAUCUACUUGGUAAUGCAAUCCUUAGUGUACCUGUUGCCUUUUUGAUUUUUAUGUGCAUCAUUUUGUAAACCUUUAUGUCUCAUACUAAAAAUGAAUAUUAAAAGUCGUUCAUGAAUGCA